Messenger RNA from Mesorhabditis belari, 855 nucleotides. The record is from the annotation of a GenBank genome assembly. Lineage: Eukaryota; Metazoa; Nematoda; Chromadorea; Rhabditida; Rhabditidae.
AUGUCUGGAGUUCAAAUGCGUCAACGUCCGACACGAAAGCCCAUCGAUGAGAAUGGGGGCUCCUCUCGGAAUGAUACUGAAGAUGACGCAAAAGACAGCCACGACAGCGCGCACGAAGAUGAGGACAAGAAAUCCACCCGCUUGACCUUGAUGGAACAAAUUCUCUUAUUGGGUUUAAAGGAUCGCGAGGGUUACACAUCGUUUUGGAAUGACUGUAUUUCGUCGGGUUUGCGUGGUUGUGUUCUUAUCGAGUUGGCACUACGUGGACGAAUCGGGCUUGAGGCUUCAGGAAUGCGCAAAAAAGGGCUAUUGUCAAGAAAGGUUGUAAUGAAAGAUAUCUCUCCUACUGGUGAUGUAAUUUUGGACGAAGCUCUUCGUCAUAUAAAGGAAACCAAGCCCGAAGAGACGGUAACAAGUUGGGUGGAAUACCUUUCAGGAGAGACAUGGAAUCCGUUGAAAUUACGCUAUCAACUUCGAAAUGUUCGUGAACGUUUGGCUAAAAAUCUCGUCGAGAAAGGCGUUCUCACCACCGACAAACAGAAUUUCUUGUUGUUUGAAAUCACCACUCAUCCACUCUCCGAUGGAAAUAUGAAAACGAAAUUGAUUAAGGAAGUUCAAGAGUCCGUCCUUUCACGGUGGACAAACGAUGUUCAUCGAAUGGACAAACGAAUGCUUUCAUUAAUCGUUUUGGCUCAUGCGAGUGAUGUGCUCGAGAAUGCGUUUGCGCCAUUGAACGAUCAGGACUAUGAAGUGGCGAUGCGACGUGUGCGCAACUUACUCGAGUUGGAGUUUGAGGCAGAGGCGGACAAAAAAGGCAACGACGUGAUGUGGGCCGUGUUCGAAGCUUUCCAGAAA